Hydractinia symbiolongicarpus is the source of this 1745-nucleotide messenger RNA. Its product is annotated as galanin receptor type 1-like. NCBI's taxonomy places the organism in Eukaryota, Metazoa, Cnidaria, Hydrozoa, Anthoathecata, Hydractiniidae. Gene Ontology annotation, molecular function: G protein-coupled receptor activity. Bases 248 to 1735 code for a protein of 495 amino acids. The record is from RefSeq and is a predicted model, not a curated record. Gene Ontology annotation, cellular component: membrane. Gene Ontology annotation, biological process: G protein-coupled receptor signaling pathway. The transcript has 2 exons.
UUAAUCUUUUUUUAGAAUUGGGAAAAAGAAUAGAUAUCAUAAUUUUAAAUAAAGAUUAAUUUUGAUUAUGAAUGUGUAAUGUGAUACGACUUGCUUUCAAAACAUUUUGUCAAUGGGUUGAUCAUCUGUCGUAAAUGGAUGGACGUUGCUUGUGAUCUCAAUUGGAGGAAUUCACUUUCAGAUUUUUUUUGCAUGUUAUGUGGCUUUUUUCCAAAAACGCAGAUAAUAACCAGAUAGACAUUUGCUGAUGGGAAUGAUGAAUUCGCCAAACAAGACAAGUAAUUACACUCAUGGUUCCGCACACGAGUUCUUCAGCCCGUCAUUUAUUAUAUCCGUACUCUUUCUGUAUGCCCUGUUGCUCGCUUUCGGCAUCAUUGGCAAUCUGUUGACGCUUAUGGUUGUUGUAAUCAACAAAUCAAUGCGUCGCUCGAUUCAUUUUUACACCUUUAAUUUAGCUGUAGCGGAUAGUAUUAUUUUGAUUUUUUACAUACCGACUCAAAUGAAAGUCGUGUUUGAUCAAUUAUUAUGGAACAUGGGAAAGAAUCUGUGUUUGGUUACUAGUUGUAUCAUUCCUUUGUGUUUAUCAGCAUCAAUAUUCACCCUAAUUGCCAUAAGCAUUGACAGAUACAGGGGAUUCAAAGAUCCCUUUAAAUGGCGUGCAAACUCUCAGCGGUAUGCUAAAUUUACUAUACCAUUCAUUUGGAUAUUGUCCUCUUCCACAGCAUUUCCGGUCAUAUACUAUGCUGACCUUUAUGCUGACGAUGACGUCUCAUUCUGUGUCGAGGUAUGGCCAAGCACAAAAGCAGAAUUGGCAUAUUGGUCAUUCAUUAUGAGUAUUCAGUACAUCAUUCCGCUUAUCUUUAUUGCAGCUGUCCAUAUAUACAUGGCUUGGGGUGUUGCACAAAGAGGUGAGUCUAUUAGACAACUGCACGCGAGCAUGAUUCGGAUGGUUGUCAUGCUAUUGGUAACAUACUCCAUCUGCACUGGCAUGCAACAUAUCAACUUUUACCUUUCGGUGUAUUAUGAUCUUCAACUGAGACCAGCAGGUCCGUACGUUUAUGUGUUUUCUAAUUUCGUAGUGUCUCUUCAAGCUUCAGUUAAUCCGUUCAUCUACGGCACAACACGAAACGAUUACAAACUCGCUUUUAAGAGAUUAAUGAAGUACGCUUUUCUAACCACAAGUAGUUGUAUCUCCAAAAGAGCUGUAGGUAGUACGGAAUAUGCAAUAGCAGAUACUGUUUCUACUGAUAUAGGUACAACUCCAAACUUCUAUAGGAAAACGAUCGUUCAGAAAACAGUACAGCAAGAAUAUUUGAUGCCUGUGCCUUACUUUGCUUACCAGCAAGUCGCAGAAAGUAUUAACGAAACAGACAUCAGCGAAGAAGAGAAACAAAAGCUUCGCUCACAAAGACUCGACACGUUAGCGUUCUUGGAUCUGGAUGAAUUUCAAAGACAGCAAAAACUCAUCAAAAUCAAGAAAAAAAGAAACUGGCGAAAAACUUUCACUGCGUUCUUACAUAAAGACAACAAUUCCCCAAUUAGUACAGAAAUAAACAACGCAGCACCUGCUAUCGUCAUAACAACGGCUGAAAAUACACCACUCACCAUAGAUAUUGAGGAGGAUAAUUCUUCAGAUAUCACGGAAGACGAAAUAGACACAUUAAAAAAUAUCACAGUUCUAGAAAGUAACCAAUUAAAUUUUAUUCUUGACCAAAGCAAAGAAAGUACGCUUUAAUGCGAACAAA